GCGUCUGGGGAAGGAGGGAGCCGGCGCAGGCAGGGAGGCUGGGAGGCAGACAGGCUGACGGACAAGCGGCCGCCUCCCAGUCCCAGCCCGGCGCCGCCACCCCCGCCGCUGCCCAGAUGGGCCCGCGGGCAGCGCCAUGAAGCGGGCAUGUGCCUGGACUGCGGCCCCAGCGAGCCGGGGCGGGAGCCGGGGCGGGAGCAGCGCGGAGCCAGCGCAAAGAAAGCUCACAGAAAGAGACUUGCUAGAACAAUGCUAAGGCUGGCGAGGUGAGGAGGAGCCGGUGGGAAGCCUGAGGGAGCGGCUGAGAACAGGUGAUUGGAGGAGCUGAUCCUGAGAAGCUAGGCAGGCAGCGGGAAGAAGAGUCUGCCCCUGGUAUCCCACGGACUUGACGAAGCCCAUCCAAGCCUUGAGGGGAAGCACUGCAAAUCCAGGCGUAGGGAGGGGCUGAGGGAGUCCCGGCACCAUGGCGACCAAUUUUAAUGACAUUGUCAAGCAAGGCUACGUGAAGAUGAAGAGCAGGAAACUCGGGAUCUAUCGAAGGUGCUGGCUAGUUUUCCGAAAGUCUUCUAGCAAGGGACCUCAGAGGCUGGAAAAGUAUCCUGAUGAGAAAUCAGUGUGUCUUCGAGGUUGCCCCAAGGUGACUGAGAUCAGCAAUGUGAAGUGUGUCACAAGGCUCCCUAAGGAAACAAAGCGGCAGGCUGUGGCCAUUAUCUUUACUGAUGACUCAGCUCGAACCUUCACCUGUGACUCUGAGCUGGAAGCCGAAGAGUGGUAUAAGACGCUGUCUGUGGAAUGCUUAGGUGCCCGGCUCAAUGACAUCAGUCUGGGGGAGCCAGACCUCCUGGCUCCGGGAGUACAGUGUGAACAAACAGAUCGAUUCAAUGUCUUCCUGUUGCCCUGCCCCAACCUGGACGUCUAUGGUGAAUGCAAACUACAGAUCACCCAUGAGAAUAUCUACCUCUGGGAUAUGCACAACCCCCGUGUAAAGCUCAUCUCAUGGCCACUCUGCUCUUUGCGCCGCUACGGCCGGGAUGCUACGCGUUUCACGUUUGAGGCUGGCAGGAUGUGUGAUGCAGGUGAAGGGCUCUACACAUUCCAGACACAAGAGGGGGAGCAGAUCUACCAACGAGUACAUAGUGCCACCCUGGCGAUUGCUGAGCAGCACAAACGGGUUCUACUGGAGAUGGAGAAGAACGUGAGGCUGCUGAACAAAGGUACUGAGCACUAUUCCUAUCCGUGCACACCAACCACCAUGCUGCCCCGGAGUGCCUACUGGCAUCACAUCACUGGUUCCCAGAACAUUGCUGAGACUUCCAGCUAUGCUGGUGAAACAUAUGGAGCUGCUCAGGCAAGCUCGGACACUGACCUUCUCAACAGAUUUAUCCUGCUGAAGCCAAAGGCUGGUACAGGAGAGAGCAAGGAGGCCAAAACGGCUUCCCAGUGAUGCUGUUGUUACUGAAAUAGCUCAUGUCAUCCCAAGGGAGGGACUGGCAGCACACUGACGGCUUCUUCCUUCCUGGCCCCUCUCCUCUCACAUUUCUCCCCAAGGGGACAGAUGACCCAGGACCCUACCCUACAGAAGGAAAGCCUGGAGAAAGCGAGUGGGAUAGAUGCCUUUUCCUCAGCUGAGUGACAGGCCUGGCCCAAGGAGAGGGCCCAUUCACUUCACCAGAGCAUGCAUGAGGGGCUAGAGCAACCAAGGGACUGUAUAUGGUUAUGAUUUUAAUAUAUAUUGUUACAUAAUUCUACAUUAAUGGGAUUUCCCCCUUUAUCUUUGCCCUCCCCACCCACAAAUGCAAUUUUAAGAUCUGGUGACCAGUGGCUGGUGUCUUUGGAGCAGCUGAUCUCCUGUUGUCUGUGGAAAUGCCCCUCAGAUCCCAGAACCUGGAAGGACUCUGGAAUGAGGAUUUGAACCCAAGCAAAAGCAGGCAUCCAACAGCCUGGCUAUACCUGAGCAGGCCCAGGCAGAGGCCAGGGAGAAGCAGCUAGCCCUAGAACUCCCAUCCAGGGUCCUAGUAGGAUGGCACAGGAAGAUGGCAUCUUGGUUGUGCCAGCAGCAAGUUUUGUACUGUGACACAUCCGGUGACAUCUUUCUCUCUAAACUGCCAUUUCUGCACAAACCCCUUCCUGCCUGUUGGGGCUGGAGGGGUCACUGACCAUUAUCUUACUCUUUGAGGAGGAGGCUCUGGGAAAGGGGGAGGGCUAGGACCCUGAUUAGUUCUGACUCAGUAUACUGCCCUAAAAUCAGGUUUAGGAAGGAGGCCUCACAUCCUCCAAGUCAGAUUAUUAUGACAUAGUAAGGAGGAAGGGUAGCAUUCCUAAGGCCCCCCCUUCCCUUCCCCUGCCCCAUCACCUCCCUGGGGAGUACCUCUUACCACUUGUCCUUUUCUUUCACAGGACAGGAGGCUUCCCACUUGACAUGGGGCCGACGCUGCUGAAAUGCAAUUAAAGCAAUUGAUUUUCUAGUGCUGGUAUUUAUUUGACUACCGUGCAGAAGGGCUAUCUUUCUAUUCACAUGGAACCUUUUUUUUUUAAAAUGUUUGUGGUCCUGAUUUGGGGAGUUGAGCUUCUUGUAAAUAUUUAUUUCAGUUGAGGCAAAAGGCAGACUAAAGAAGAAGACCCUCCCACCCAAAUCUAGGAGCAAGGGAGGUAGCCGCUGGCCCAACUUUCCUCCUUGGUUUCAUUCAAUUUCUCUUCUCUUUGAGGAACAAAUCAGAUUUUGCUUGUGAAGAUGGGGGGUGGGAUGGGGAUGGGGGCAAAUGCUCAGUCUAAAGGCCUUGGAAUGGUCUGAGGUAGCAGAGCUACCUGGGUUGGGCCAGGGAAGAAUGAUGCAUGGAGGAAGUAGGACAUAAAAUUAUGUGCUGUUUAUUGCCAAAAAUGAUUUUUUUUAAAAACCUGCUCAUCAAUAAAGGACCCUUACUAUCUGA
Phascolarctos cinereus (koala) is the source of this 2927-nucleotide messenger RNA. It is a transcript of the gene DOK4, whose product is annotated as docking protein 4. Lineage: Eukaryota; Metazoa; Chordata; Mammalia; Diprotodontia; Phascolarctidae. The record is from RefSeq and is a predicted model, not a curated record. Gene Ontology annotation, biological process: cell surface receptor protein tyrosine kinase signaling pathway. Gene Ontology annotation, cellular component: cytoplasm.